Trichechus manatus latirostris (Florida manatee) is the source of this 4802-nucleotide messenger RNA. It is a transcript of the gene IVNS1ABP, whose product is annotated as influenza virus NS1A binding protein. The transcript is spliced from 15 exons. The coding region runs from base 611 to 2539 and encodes 642 amino acids. The record is from RefSeq and is a predicted model, not a curated record. Gene Ontology annotation, molecular function: protein binding. NCBI's taxonomy places the organism in Eukaryota, Metazoa, Chordata, Mammalia, Sirenia, Trichechidae.
CGAGCCGGAAGCGGCCAGGAGGCGGCGGCGGCGGCGGCGGCGCACGUGGUGACGUGCGAGGGGGUGCGGUGCGAGCGGGCAGCGACGGUGGCAGUGUCUCCCGGACGCGCGUGGAGGUCGGACGCUGGGCGCACUUUCUCUUCUUGCUGCUGUGCUAGCGAGCGGUCACGUCCCCGCGAACUCUCGGUGGCGCUCCGCCCUGCUUGCAGCCUCCGAGGACUGGCCGCUCGUCUUCCCGCCCGGUUGCUCCCCUCCCCCCCGCCUCCUCGAGGCGCUUUCCGUUGGGCCGAUUCCCGCCUGCUUCCUCCUGCUGCCCAUCGAAGCUCCAGAGAUGAAUUUUUCCAUCUCUACAGAGAGGAACCAGAUUAUGAUGCAUGAUUAUCACAGAAGAAAUUCGUGUCUAUAGCUUUUAAGGACUUGAUUACAUCAUUUUCAAGCCUGAUAGUUUUGGAAUCACGAUUAGAGCUUAAGACACAACUGCCUUCACUUCAACCACCUGUCUUCAUACCUGGACGAAGUGCUACGUUUUAAUGCUCCUGUGUCCCUGGAUUAUUUAAACUUCCCAGAAUUAUAUUUCUCACCAGUAUAGUAGCCAAAUUUAUAAGGAAAAAUGAUUCCCAAUGGAUAUUUAAUGUUUGAAGAUGAAAAUUUCAUUGAGUCUUCUGUUGCCAAAUUAAAUGCCCUGAGGAAAAGUGGGCAGUUUUGUGAUGUUCGACUUCAGGUCUGUGGCCAUGAGAUGUUAGCACACAGAGCAGUCCUGGCUUGCUGCAGUCCUUAUUUAUUUGAAAUUUUUAAUAAUGAUAGUGAUCCUCAUGGAGUUUCACAUGUUAAAUUUGAUGAUCUCAACCCAGAAGCUGUUGAAGUCCUGUUGAAUUAUGCUUACACUGCUCAGUUGAAAGCUGAUAAGGAAUUAGUAAAAGAUGUUUAUUCUGCAGCAAAAAAACUGAAGAUGGACCGAGUAAAGCAGGUUUGUGGCGAUUAUUUACUAUCUAGAAUGGAUGUUGCCAGCUGCAUCUCUUACCGAAAUUUUGCAAGUUGUAUGGGAGACUCCCGUUUGUUGAAUAAGGUUGAUGCUUACAUUCAGGAGCAUUUGUUACAAAUUUCAGAAGAGGAAGAGUUUCUUAAACUUCCACGGCUAAAGCUGGAGGUAAUGCUUGAAGAUAAUGUUUACUUGCCCAGCAAUGGCAAAUUGUAUACAAAGGUAAUCAACUGGGUGCAGCGUAGCAUCUGGGAGAACGGAGACAGUCUGGAAGAGCUGAUGGAAGAGGUUCAAACCUUGUACUACUCAGCUGAUCACAAGCUGCUUGAUGGGAAUCUACUAGAUGGACAGGCUGAGGUGUUUGGCAGUGAUGAUGACCACAUUCAGUUUGUGCAGAAAAAGCCACCACGUGAGAAUGGCCAUAAGCAGAUAAGUAGCAGUUCCACUGGAUGUCUCUCUUCUCCAAAUGCUACAGUACAAAGCCCUAAGCAUGAGUGGAAAAUCGUUGCUUCGGAAAAGACUUCAAAUAAUACUUACUUGUGUCUGGCUGUGCUGGAUGGUGUAUUCUGUGUAAUUUUCCUUCACGGACGAAACAGCCCACAGAGCUCACCAACAAGUACUCCGAGACUAGUUAAGAGUUUAAGCUUUGAGAUGCAACCAGAUGAGCUAGUAGAAAAGCCCAUGUCGCCUAUGCAGUACGCACGAUCUGGUCUGGGAACAGCAGAGAUGAAUGGUAGACUCAUUGCUGCAGGUGGCUACAACAGAGAGGAAUGUCUUCGAACAGUUGAAUGCUAUGAUCCACGUACAGAUCAGUGGUCCUUUCUUGCUCCCAUGAGAACACCAAGAGCCCGAUUUCAAAUGGCUGUGCUUAUGGGCCAGCUCUAUGUGGUAGGUGGAUCAAAUGGCCACUCAGAUGACCUGAGUUGUGGAGAGAUGUAUGAUCCAAACAUAGAUGACUGGACUCCUGUUCCAGAAUUGAGAACUAACCGUUGCAAUGCAGGAGUGUGUGCUCUGAAUGCGAAAUUAUACAUUGUUGGUGGCUCUGAUCCAUAUGGGCAAAAAGGACUAAAAAAUUGUGAUGUAUUUGAUCCUGUAACAAAGGCAUGGACAAGCUGUGCUCCUCUUAACAUUCGUAGACACCAGUCUGCAGUCUGUGAGCUUGGUGGUUAUUUGUACAUAAUCGGAGGUGCAGAGUCUUGGAAUUGUCUGAACACAGUAGAACGUUACAAUCCUGAAAAUAACACCUGGACUUUAAUUGCACCCAUGAAUGUGGCUAGGCGAGGAGCUGGAGUAGCUGUUCUUGAUGGAAAAUUGUUUGUAGGUGGUGGCUUUGAUGGUUCUCGUGCCAUCAGUUGUGUGGAGAUGUAUGAUCCAACUAGAAAUGAGUGGAAGAUGAUGGGAAACAUGACUUCACCAAGGAGCAAUGCUGGGAUUGCAACUGUAGGGAAUACCAUUUAUGCAGUAGGAGGAUUUGAUGGCAAUGAAUUUCUGAAUACGGUGGAAGUUUAUAACCUUGAGUCAAAUGAGUGGAGCCCCUAUAUGAAGAUUUUCCAAUUUUAACAAAUUUAAGACCCUUUCAAACUAACAGGCUUAGUGAUGUAAUUGUGUUUAGUAAAGGUACAUUUGUGAAUAAGGAGGGUGGGUGGGUAUAGAUGUUGCUAACAGCAACACAAAGCUUUUGCAUAUUGCAUAUUAUUAAACAUGCUGUACAUACUUUUUGUGUUUAUUUGGAAAGGGAUGCAAAGAUGAAGGUCUGUUUUGUGCAUUUUUAGAAUUUUUUUGGUUUCUUUACUUUUUGGAAGUUGAUAUUGUAAAAGAAUAAACCAAGAAUGAUUGGGCACAUCAUUUCAAGAAGUCCCCUCCUCCACAUUUGUUUUGCCAAUUUGCACAUUAAAUGACUCUUCCCUAAAAUGUGUGUUAUGGGGUAAGAGGGGUUGGGUUUUAAGAUGUAGGCAGUUGGGAUUUUUAAGGGCCCUCUUCCAAUAACUGGAACAAUCUAACAAAAAAGACUUAUUUAGCUAGAUGACAAUGACUAUUUUUGUUUUUAUUAAAAGAAAGCUGACAUGCCUACCAAUAUUUAAUCUUUUAUGAUUGCCCUUUUAUAACUUUUUAUAUUCUCAUUCUCAGCAUAGUGUUUUACCUGUUGAAGGAAAAUGGUAGAUUCAAAGUACUGAAGCAUAGUGGUAGUCUUAAAAGUAUGCAAAGUGGGGUGCAUCUUUUAAACACCUAGAAUGCACACUUCUAAGCUUUUUUCUUGGCUUUUUUUUUUUUUUUUUUUUUUUGAGAUUGCAAUAUAAGUGUUUAUUUGGAUAGAGUUGCUGAACAGUAACAUAGCUAUAUGAUUUUUGGUAUUUGGGACACUUGAUUUUAAAUAUUUUGACUUAUUAAGAGUGUAUCUUGUAUAGCAAAACAUUUAAUAUAACAGUAAAGAACAGUUAAGUAUUUUAUCUUCUAAAAUCUGUCUUUAUCAUUAACAAAACAACCCUAAAUGGCAGCCCUCAGAUGUGAAAAAAAAAUCCUUAGUGGGUUUGUGAAUGCAACCUAUAUCAGAACUAUGUUUUUGUUCAGUUUUUCUAUUCAACUGGAUAAAUACUGGUUGGGAUGACUUGGUGUCUAAUGUGUAAUGCCACACAUCUAACUUAUGGUGCCAAAAUUAGCACGUUCUGAUGCUUGCUGCUGAUGCAAACAGUAAUAUUAAAGGUACUUUCAGGAGAUCCUUGCACCAUGGGAUUAACAUCCAAAUGUUGUUUGUGUACUCAUUCACUACUAAGAGUUUUGGGGAAACAUUUUUUUAUUUUCCCAAUAAUGAUGAGUUUAAGGUAGUUGGAAAAUAUUCACCUUGGCAUCAACAGGUGUGAGAUUCCCCCUCCCCCACCCAGGAGACAAAGCACACAAGAAUGUAAUAUGCCAACUGGGAUGAGGUGGUGAUUUCAGUGGCUACCUUGGGUAAGGGAAGUAGGUAUUUUUCCCACUGGUAGUUUGCCACCUUAUUUCAAACAACCACCAAGAAAACUGGCUGAGUUCCUGACUGUCCAUCUAUACAUGGUUUGGUUCAGGACUAAAACUAGGUUAGCAGAUUUCACCGUGCCUAGUAUGAUGACUGUUUUUGAAACGGAUCUGUAUUAUGUCCUAUUUAGCACCAAAAAAAAAAAAGUUGGGGAUUCAGCAGUAAAAUCUUUGAAAUCACUUCUCAGUUCAUAAGUGACACGCUUAAUGCAAAUAAUAUGUGGAGUAUUUCAGGUCAGAGUUUACUGUGAUGCCAAACAAGUUAUCCAGUGGCUAUGAGUAUUUUCUAAGAAGCCAUUAGAGCCAAUCUGCAUGAACAUAAGUUGCCAUAAUGGAAAAACAGUGCUCAGUAACCAGUUAACUACUUAUCCACAUCUAAAAAGUAUGUUUUCUUCAGGGAGGGAGAAAAAUGUGUCAUAGUCUCAACAUAAUUUCUUUUUUUUUUUUUAUAUUUUCUUUACCAGUAUGGAUUUUGGAGUAGUUUGUUUACUAUCAGUAGUAAUACAACUUCUUUAACAGUGCACAAAACAUACUAGAUUCCUCAAAGAAUAGUGAAAUACCCAAAAUAACUUCUAAUUAACAAUAUGGUUAGUUAUACUCAGGCAUAAGUUUUAUUCUGUAUUAUGAUUUUCAGUAUAGGGUUCUGAUUUCUGGCUUCUAAUCUGUCCUACAUACUUUACCAUUGUUCAAAAAUAUUUUAAGAGUUUCCUCAUAACAAUCAUUUUUGGGGAAAAAAAGACCUAGAUUUGGGGAUGUGAUAUAGUGCUAGAAUCCUUGCAUAAUUAACAAACUAGGUGUGCAGCCUUUAAUUUCUUCA